Molecule: messenger RNA, 1002 nt
Organism: Ipomoea triloba (trilobed morning glory)
Lineage: Eukaryota; Viridiplantae; Streptophyta; Magnoliopsida; Solanales; Convolvulaceae
Product: cysteine-rich repeat secretory protein 38-like
Exons: 2
Coding region: 28-771 (247 amino acids)
Source: RefSeq, a predicted model, not a curated record
UCUAGCUUAAUUAGUGUGCUAACUACCAUGGCCUACUCAAAGCUUUUCUCUCUUCUCCCUCUGCUUUCCAUUGCUGUCAUCCUUGCACUGCACACACCCAUGGCGACUGCCCAACUCCGCGCUUUCUGUGCAAACUUUGCAACCUUCCAUCCCAAUUCCCGCUACGAAAAAAACUUAAACACACUUUUGGGUAAUCUCUCCUCCAACACACCACGCAACGGUUAUAGCUCCGGCUUCGCCGGUAAAUGCACCGACAGAGUCUACGGCCUCGCUCUCUGCCGUGGCGACACCACCACCGAAGAAUGCAAGACUUGCGUAGCCGACGCCACCACCAGGAUACGUCAACUCUGCCCCAACAACAAUGGCGGCAUCGUAUGGUACGAUAAUUGUCUUCUCAAGUACUCGGAGGAUGAUUUCUUUGGGGAGAUUGACAACGUGAAUAAGUUCUACAUGCAAAACCCGGUAGAGGCGAAGGAUCCGAAGGCAUUCAUGCAGAAAACGAAAGAGCUGUUGACCCGACUGGCGGAUAGUGCGGCGCUGCUGAAGAGCUCGUACGCGGCGGAAUCGCAGGAUAUCGGGGGAUCGGUGACGGAGUACGCGAUGACUCAGUGCACCAGAGAUCUCUCCGGCGAGGAUUGUAAGAAGUGCCUCUACGACUCCAUUGCAGAGCUUCCACAGUGCUGUGGUACUGCCAGAGUGGGAGGGAGAGUUAUCGGAGGGAGUUGCUAUUUUCGAUAUGAAACUUAUCCUUUUUAUAACGGUGCUCAUUGAAAUUAAAUACACACAAGAAAGUAUCGGAAUAAAUGUUACCUCGCUUCUUUAGUAUGUUAUCUGUAUAAAUAAAAAGGGCGCCCCUAGUGUAAGAGCUGUCCCUAAUAUAAUCAAGUCUUGAGUCAUCAGACUGGGUUAUAUCACUUUUAAUUUGGUCCUUUGACCUCUGUAUUUCUACUUUUAAUUAAUCAAAGAGUUUAAAUCUGUUAUUGGAUUUAAUUUGAUCUUUAA